This is a messenger RNA of Rhipicephalus sanguineus (brown dog tick), 6460 nucleotides long. Its product is annotated as PHD finger protein 20. NCBI's taxonomy places the organism in Eukaryota, Metazoa, Arthropoda, Arachnida, Ixodida, Ixodidae. The transcript has 18 exons. Gene Ontology annotation, cellular component: NSL complex. The coding region runs from base 435 to 4034 and encodes 1199 amino acids. The record is from RefSeq and is a predicted model, not a curated record. Gene Ontology annotation, biological process: regulation of transcription by RNA polymerase II.
CAAAAGUUGCGCGGAUUCUGUCAUGGCGGUUUUCUCUUGUCCGUGCGUGUUUUGCUCAGCGCGAGCUGUUGGUACCAGUGGUUGACUGUGUGUUCACCGUUUCUUUCGUUUAGUGGAUGCUGUCGACGAGGACAUGAACAACUACUGAUCAACCUCUGCGUUAAAAGACGUCGGCGCUGUAGAACGCCAAAACGACCAUUGUGCGCACCACGUUGCGUUACCGGAGUAAUGCCGACUUUGAUGAGCCGCUUCCCGUUCACCUCUCCGACGGAUAGCCGACCGAAGAAGCACUCUCUGCCGGAUACAUAACGCCCCUACAGCUCCUUCGCGUUGCGCUCUUGUUCCUGCGCCGUUAUGAUUCCAGUGUCAUUGUGAGUGACAGUGGCUAGUUACGAGUUGUGCUACGUGCGCUGUCGUGAACGGUGUGCCUCAGCAUGAUGGAAGAGUCGUCGUGCGAUGCCAAUCACGGAUUCGUCGAGAACACCGAAGGCAUCGCUCCUCAGUUUUCUGGCCACCUGGAGCUCCUUACGGAGUCCAGCGCAGGUAGUGCCGCAGAAAACGUGAUGGAGGAAAGCCGGUCGUCUUAUACGUCGAGCCAUUUUUGCACCGACGACACGGCCAACGAAGCUGUCGGCGAAAACACGUUGGAUAGCAAUGACAACUCGACACGACACAGCGAUCAAAGUGACGAAGGUAGCGGCGAGUGCACCGCAAAGGCGCCAAACAGCGUGGCAUCGGAAAGCGCGCGCCCUGAGCCGAAUGUAGUACCGUCCGCUUUGGACGAGGAUACGAAACAAAGUGCUUGCGUUGCCGAAGGCGACGCGUCUGCGGGCAAAAACGUCGCCGGUGAACCGUCUCGUGAGAGCCGAAGCGAAGACGACAAGCCUUGGUGCGCCGAAACUUCCAACGACAAAUCGGAGUUGGAUGCCGAGAGCGGCGCCGGUAGCACCAGUGGCCACAAGCGGAGGCGUUCCCGUUGCGUGCCAGUUUACGCUCCGGGGACUCGUGUUGAGGCGAGAGAUUUCCAGGACAAAUGGUAUGCUGCUAAGGUUGUGAGUGUCGACGAAGAGAAUGGCGAUGUGCUCAUCCACUUCGAGGGCUGGAGCUCUCGUUAUGACGAAUGGCUCCCCAUGGACAGUCCACGGUUGCGGCUUGCAGCUAACCUUCACACACGCAAGGAAGUGAAGAAGCACCGUUACAAAAAAUCGGAAUACAAAAAAGGAGAGGAGGUGCUAGCAAGGUGGGGCGACCGCAGGAAAUACCCGGCCAAAGUGAUAGAGGUGAAAGACGACGAAUUGUACUCUGUAAUUUUCUAUGAUGGGAUUGUGAAGACAUUGAAGGGAAUUAAUAUUGAAAAGAUGCCCAGUGAUCAAAAAGGCUGUGUGGCAUUUCCUCGCGCACCUCAGAAGGAACCCGAAAGCAAGCGCCAUCGUGAUUCAUCGAGCGACUCUUCGAAGAAGAGCCACAGCAGGCACGGAGAGCAGCGGAGGCUUUCUGAGGGCGGCAGCACCGGUAAGGCACAAUCCUCCAUGGACACAAAGAAGAGUGGCGAGAAGGUGGUGAAGUCCAGGCCGUCCAAGCAGAGCUCCAGGUCAGAUUCCCGGAGGCAGGAAAAGAGAGAAGCCAGCGCUUCGCCAGCAACAAGCACCUCAAGCACCUCAUCACAGUCCAGGAAGAAAAUAUUGCUUGUAGGGGGGAAAUUCAUGGCCAAGAAAGCAGUCUACCCUGAAGCAGCAAUAAGCUCUAAGCGCAGAAAUGAUGGAAAACGUAAAGCAAGUCUUACGGGGGAUGAGCCUUCUCCAAAACGAGAGAGAAAAUCUUCGGCUGCAGCAAAAGAUCUUACAGAUGGUAGUCCUCACUCCUCACCUGAUUUUACACACUCCAUCACGGCUCAAGAUUACUGUGCAUCCUCUGGCUUAGACGUCUCGGCACCUGCGCAGUACACGCCAGAUGGCAGACGAAUUGCCCCCAAGGAGUUUAUUAUCGAAGAGGAUCACAACCAUUUCAAGUGUCAUUUUGAGGGCUGCAACAAGAGUUUCCGCAAGGAACCCCUGCUGGCAUCACACCUCAAGCACUACCAUGGGAACAAGCCCGUGUUGCCGGCAACGCCUGAUCGUACUCCGCCAAGUGCAACUCCGGAACAGUCUCUGCCAGUCUCCUGUGAAGCAGUUGAGUUGGGCCAAGAGCUGGGGAAAAUCAAGUCGGAGCAUCCUUCAGUGACUUCCGUGCCUGAGGCAGCAUGCGAAGAACCAGUUGAGGCUAUCAGUCACCAGGAGGGAAAUGGACCGCACAUUGUCGAAUCAUCUGCAUGUCCUGACACGGCUAGUGUUCCAGCAGUAUUGGAAGAACCAACUGAAACAGGUGCACCAACUUCUGAGCAGCAGCAGCAGCAGCAGCCAGUACCACAGACUGUACCAGAGCAGACCCCUGCACUGGAGCAUUCCCUCAGAGCUCUCCUGACACCUACACCAGCCACUGAGGCACAGCAGGGAGCUGCAGCGACAGUGGCUCCCACUCCGGUCACCACCACCCCCACCGGAGCAACAGUUCCGCUUGCCAAGCCAAGGCGCAUGCGCUUCAUACCUCACUUCACAACUCUGGUCGAAGGCCGGGAGAAGCGCAAGAUUGCCAAGACAGAGAAAGCGCUGAUAGCCGACAUGGAGGCUGCGGCCAGUCGCAGGACGUCGGCCGGAUCUGCAAGUGACCGCAAGCGCAAGCGCACUUCGAGCACGCGCAGUGACAAGUCUGAUGAUGGGAGCAAGCGCAGUGCCACGGUUAAGGAAGAAAGCGGCCGUAAGGCAAAGACUUCCGAGACAGCUAAGGAGACUUCAGGGCAUGGACCCGAGAGUACGCCAACAAUUGAUGGUGACACGUCUGUAGAGGUCAAGAGUGACGAAGUUGUAAUGUGCGUGUGCAAUUGUGAAGAGGAAAGUGGCCUCAUGAUGCAGUGCGAAGUCUGCCUCACAUGGCAGCACGGAGCAUGCUUCAAAAUUGAGGAAGAAAAAGACGUCCCAGACAAGUACAUCUGCUACAUGUGUGUUGCACCCAAAGAUAAUACGGACUUGCAGGCCGCAACGGAGUGCAACCAAGAACUUGGCUCAGCAAGCACGCAAGAAAGUUCUCGGUCAAAGCUGGACCCUGAUUGGUUCCAUCAUGGCAAGUUAGCCUCCUUCGGCUUUCUGAAAGAGAGGCCCGCUAACCUUCCCAACCCUGAGCAUAUCAAGGCCUCCCAUGAGCUCAUGUGUUCUGUGCACAAUGUCCGGGCUGUGCUCCAUAGCAUCACCCAUAAGAUCAACGUGGCAAGUGAGAAGAGCCAUCCUGACUUGAAGUACUUCACUACGCCAUGGGUGAAAAGAAGUGUCAGUGAGGUUGCUGAUAUCCUCGAGAAGCAAGACGCCACACCCAGUAGCCCUGAAAAGGAUGAGCUAAGGCCGGGUGGGCACAUGCACCUGUCAACUUAUGAUCACGCUUACUUCGCACCUGAAAAAAACACAGCCACCACAGAGCUGACACAGGAAGCUCCAGAUGUCAUUAUCAGCACUGGUGGUGACAGCAGUGCAGGUGAUCUUCUGGUGCAGGACAUGGCCAUGGAGGCUUUUGAAGUCGGCUGUGUUGAAGAGGUUGUCAACAAAGGGGACGAACUGGACGUCAUUGGCUGUGAAGAAGAAGUAACUUCGCUCAACACUGACGAGGACGGCAGGGGCAGCAGCACUUCUGCUACCGCAACACCCAGUGUUUCACCGACAAAGAGCAGCGGUGCGGUGAAGCAGGCUAAUGGAACAGAGGCAGAGAGCCUGGAUGUUGAAGGCUGCAAGAUAAACUUGUUGCAUCAUGUCCUUGAUCUGGAGGACCAACUGGAAGAGAGGAUGGAUGCCUUAGAAGAGCAGCUUCGAGUGCUUGAGCGUGAGAGCUCCAUCAGCAGUGGCACAGAUCCAAGCAUAACAGAAGAAGACGACAUGAUGCGGCUGAAGUUAUCACUCAAAGGCCUUAUGAAAGACUUGAAUGCAGUGCAUCGAUUGACACUGUUCCGGUGACGUGGAAUUGUGCUGUUGACGGACAGUGCGUGGUUGACAGCACGCUGUACAUUCGUGUGUCCAAGCCUUCAGAUGAGUCUGAACCCUAGUGUGGACAUUUUGUAAUAUACUGUUUCUCUUUUGUUUUUAUUAUUAUUUUUUAUUACCAGCCACUUGCAUGUUUUUGAAUGUUCAUGCCAGUAGCAGGAAGAACAUGGGCAUUUAUUACACUGCAACAAACUCUCACACCCACAUUUGUAAAUACUACUCUGAUAGUUUGUGUAAAUUUAGGGAAAAAAAGAAAAAAAAAAUAGAAAUGUCUUUGUUGAGUUUGUGCACGAUCAUGCUGGUAUUUAUUUCUCUCUCCUGUAAACCUGUUGUGUGUUUGUCCGGUGCGUAAAAGCCUGUUGAGUGCUUUUCAACUGCUUGUGUGUAUAUGCAUAUUAGUGAUUUAUUGUCACCCUAUUUAAGUAGCUGCUUUACCAUUUGUUACUUCACAUGACAAGCUCUGUAGUGAUUAGACUCUUGUAAACUACACAACUAACUAGCUCGCCAAAGAACUCAUGUGAUUCAUCACGACUUUAGACUAAAUGCUGCCAAUAAGUACUAUGAAAUUUUUCAGUGCUCUUCACUCUCUCGAUGCAGAAAUCUCUUACUUCUGCAUAAAAAAAUUACUUUUCUCUUGGCUAGUGUGGCCACAAACAAUGCCUGUGUCUGAUUUCUUCCAGAUUAAAAAUGCAAAUACAGAGUACAAUGGCCUAACGACAUUAUAAUAAAUGAAACGCACACCCUUAACCCUAUUAAUGGUAGCACCAGUCAUUCAUUUUAAAAAAGGAAAAAGGGAGUGUUAGUUGUACAUGCUGGGGCUUCUGUCUUAUGCUUUUUGUCCAUGGUUUCACCAUGAAAGCCGUGUCUAAAUUUUCCAUGUGGGAGCAAACUACGCUUGUGCAUGCUGUUUGCGAAACUUGUUCUACCAUUCGUCGGGCAGACUGCCUCGCAGAGAAAUUAGCUCUACAUUUUUGGGACGGGUCUAUUUAUACACGGCCCCUUUCGUAUGGAAGUUAUGUACUGCUACCUGGUGUGGUCGUGUACUCUGGGAACUGUGUGAGUGGUAAUCGCACAGGCACAACAGCAAAAUCUGACAGUAAGUUAAAGUCUGAUUGGUUUGUCUACAUUCAUCGCGAAGCGUUCUUGAAGCAUGGUGACUGUCGCACCGAAAAAAAAAACCUUUUAUUGCAUUCGCGUAGGUCAGCUCAGAAAAAUUGUCCAUUGAGUCUCUCUGGUCAGCGUGCACUAUGCAGGUGUGACUGGGUGCUGGUAGAAAUGGGGGCCACGGUGCUUUCUACAUUUAAAGGGGUCUUGAGCCACGAUGUUUGCUGAAAAAACAUAUACAGCGGAAAGCAGAUGCUGCUGUGAACAGCUCAGCCAAAUCUUGCCGUUGUGCGUGCCAGGGAGAGUUCACAAGCAGGGCACGAAGUUGCCACUUUCUCAAGCGCCCUCUCUCCAUACAGAGGCCUGUACGCUCCCUUUGGGGGGCUGUCGUACAGCAGAUCUUUCUUCACACAACAGAUAGCUGAAAUUAACCACGAACGGCGUUUGGGUCAGAUGCACUUCUUGGGACAAAGUGUCACCACGUGCUGGGCGCCACACUCUAUAGUGUGCAAAAUUACAGAGUAGCGAUACUAGCACGCAGCGGAAUCACACCAGGAGAGAGUGACUGUGUUUCAUGAUGCACAUUCAAGGUCAUGACACAUGCCGACUUUGUGACCCCCCCAUCAUGUGUAGCUUCCCGCAUGCUCAUCGAGACGAAAGAGAGAGAGAAAGUGCUUAAAGCGUGCAACAAAUCCCUUCAACUCUGCUUGUUCUUGACAGAUUCGAAAAAUUUUUGUGGUAAUCGAUUCGUAAGGCAAUAAACUCUGAUACUGAGGUCAAUCAAUGAUUACUUAGAAAAGUGGUUCAGGACUCCUUUAAGUAAAUAAAAAAUAAGCAUGAGUAUGUUCUAUUUGAUUUGAACUCUGGACCUAUAGUACUGAAGCAUGAACCACUACACCAAAGCUACAUGCGCUUAUGAGGCAGAAUGAAAAACUCUUAAGAAUGUCCCGUGUGCAAGCAAGCGUGUUCCAACACUUGGCACAGUUUUCAGAAUGCUGAUGGGUUCAUGAAAUUUUCUCAUGCGAGGCACCAUGUUGAUACGCUUGGCACGUUUUCACAAUGCUGGCUGUUUGCCAUCUGUCUCUUUUCGUGCAUACAUCGCUCAGGUGCGAAGACUACACUACCCGCCCCAUCCCCCCAAAGUAGUGCUAAUGCAUUUCUCUCGCAUUUAUCGUUAAAUCAACACACUCUUUUUUCUUAUCCAUUUUCUGUAAGUGAAAGAAUAGGAGUAACUGUGGAAUUUUUUUUUUCUCUCAAGCAACUGUGCAAAGCCAACGCUCUGUGAAUCCAGGAAA